GCAGCAGGUGUCGCUGUGAAGCAAACGAGCAGACUAUCCAUUUCCUACAAAGAAGAAAACUAACGCAUGAAGAAAAUAUGUGUAACAACGGCCAACAGGUCCAACAUUUAACGAUUUCAGCUCUUUUGGGAGAGAAUAGAUUGUUACUUGUGUGAGACCAUUUGGGUACAACUGAACUAUGAACUACAUAUCCCAGAAUGCACCGAGGAGAUAAGUGCUGGUCGUCUGCCAGAGUUCACUCUGUGUGUAUGAGCGACAGCGACGCCGCAGCUGCCCGGGACAAUAAUCCUGCUGCUGAACAGAAGCAGUCCGUGCUGCUGGACUGCUGCGGAGGACUCAACAACGUCGAUUAUUCGAAGAUGGACUUGACACCGAUGGAAGAACUACUGAAACACAUCGACUUUCAUGACUCCAGCUUUUGUAUCGCUGUGAUUGCCAUCAUUUUCAACCCUCUCUUUUGGAAUGUGGUGGCAAGAUGGGAGCAUCGAACACGGAGACUCUCCAGGCUCUUUGGUAGCCCCUACCUAGCCUGUUACAGCCUGGGCUUUGUCAUCAUUCUGCUCAACGUUUACCGCAGCCACAGUAUGACGGUGGCGAUGAAGGUCCAGGCCAGAUGGGAGGUGAUGGACAGGACAGGCAUCUUCUACACUGGCGUAGCUCUAAUGGUGGUGGGCACUCUACUGGUUGUCAGCAGCUUCCUGGCUCUGGGAUUCACUGGAACCUUCUUGGGUGAUUACUUUGGCAUCCUGAUGGAUGAGAAGGUGACAGUCUUUCCCUUCAACAUCAUGGAGAACCCGAUGUACUGGGGCAGCACUGCUAACUACCUUGGCCUGGCACUUAUUGGUGCCAGUCCUGUUGGCCUUCUCCUGACUGCCAUAGUAGCUCUGGCUUACAAGGUGGCGAUAAGAUUUGAGGGACCAUUCACUGGACAGAUCUAUCAGGAGAGGAGUCAGCGCCGCAAGCAUGAGUAAUCACCUCCCUCGCAGUCACUUCCUGCUCCUGGUUUGGCUGAGGAUUCCCGUCUUGUCACAAGGACAGACAGACUGAACAACAGACGGACUUAACAACAGCCUUGAUUAUUAAUCCAUCUCCAGUGUGGAUUUAACAGCAACAAUCACACUCUUCUCA
Molecule: messenger RNA, 1128 nt
Organism: Larimichthys crocea (large yellow croaker)
Lineage: Eukaryota; Metazoa; Chordata; Actinopteri; Sciaenidae
Gene: pemt
Product: phosphatidylethanolamine N-methyltransferase
Exons: 8
Coding region: 198-971 (257 amino acids)
Biological process (GO): phosphatidylcholine biosynthetic process
Molecular function (GO): phosphatidylethanolamine N-methyltransferase activity
Source: RefSeq, a predicted model, not a curated record